AUCCGGUCGGCCGACACGCCGCUUUUGGAUCUGUUACAUGCGCACUGAGUCGCUUGGGCUGGGCGGAUGAUAAUGGAGCGGUAAAGUUCACGAUGUGUGUGUCCUGUUUGGAGAUUUGGGAUAAACUGAUCGAGGACAGCAGCUAACCCACGUAUGGCCUGCGAGUCGGCGUUACCUGCCAUCAUGGACGAGCAGGCCCUCAUGGGACUGAACCCCAACGCCGAUGCCUGCUACAGGCAAAGGGCGCUGGUAUAUUUUGAGCAGUUGAAAGAGUCUCAGGAUGGAUGGGAGGUGUGCGCUGAAGCCCUGGCUAAAGGGGUUUACAGUGACGAUCAUGUAAAGUUCUUCUGCUUUCAAGUCUUGGAGCAUCAGAUCAAAUUCAGACACGGGUCGCUCACCGCAGCUCAACAGCAGCUGAUCCGAGAGACUCUGAUGAAAUGGUUACAGGCUCAGUUGAUGAACGCGCAUCCAGAAAAGCCCUUCAUCAGGAAUAAGGUGGCGCAGGUUUUAUCUCUGAUGUUUGUGACGGAGUAUCUGACGUUAUGGCCUAAGUUCUUCUUCGACAUCCUAAACCUGGUGGGAUUGAAUCCAAACGGUGUGGACAUUUACCUGCGCAUGCUGAUGGCUAUCGAUGCAGAUGUGGUUGAUCGGGACAUCCUGCACAGUCCUGAGGAGAUACGCAGAAACACUCUGAUUAAGGACAGCAUGCGCGGGCAGUGCAUCCCGGCGCUGGUCGAGUCCUGGUUCCAGAUCCUUCAGACGUACCAGCACACCCACAGCGAGCUGACCUGCCAGUGUCUGGAGGUGGUGGGUGCGUACGUGUCCUGGAUCGACCUCAACCUCAUCGCCAACGACAGGUUUGUGAAUCUGUUGCUCAGUCACAUGUCCAUCGAGGAGCUUCGCGAGGAGGCGUGCGACUGUCUGUUUGAGAUCGUUAAUAAGGGCAUGGAUCCUGUGGACAAAACCAAGCUGGUGGAGUCUCUGUGUCAGGUGCUGCAGUCCGCAGGCUUCUUCAACAUCGAGCAGGAGGAGGAUGUGGAUUUUCUGGCGAAGUUCUCUCGGCUGGUGAACGGGAUGGGUCAGUCUCUGGUGCUGAGCUGGACUAGACUCAGUAAGACGGGCGAUGUGAAGGUUUCGGCGGAAGCGUUGCGUGCCGUGGAGGCGAAGGUUCCUCUGAUGCUGCAGCUGCUGAUUCAUGAAGACGAUGAUAUUUCAGCAAACAUCGUGGCUUUCUGUUAUGACUACCUGCAUGUUCUCAAACAGCUUCCAGCUCUCAAUGAGCAGCAGAAAACAAACGUGGAGGCGAUCAUGCUGGCUGUGAUGAACAAACUCAAGUACGAUGACGAGUAUAACUUUGAUAGCGAGGGCGAGGACGAGGCCAUGUUUGUGGAAUACAGGAAGCAGUUAAAGAUGUUGCUGGAUCGACUCGCUCAAGUCUCUCCUGAGCUGCUGCUGGACGCCGUGCACAGAGUCUUCAACGCCACCAUGCAGAACUGGCAGACGGUGCCCUUCAUGGAGGUGGAGGUGGCCAUCCGACUGCUGUAUAUGCUGGGUGAAGCUCUUCCUGCGUCGCACGGAGCGCACUUCUCUGGAGACGCCACCAAAACCAGCACACUGCAGUCCAUGAUGAGAACGCUGAUCUCGUGUGGCGUGAGCGAGUAUCAGCACUCCUCGGUGACUCUGGAGUUCUUCGAGACCGCCGUCCGCUACGAUAAGUUCUUCCUGGUCGAGCCGCAGCACAUUCCCAGUGUUUUGAUGGCGUUUUUAGACCAUCGUGGUCUGAGGCACAGCAGUCCGAAGGUGCGCAGUCGAGUGGCUUAUCUGUUCUCACGCUUCAUCAAAACCCUGCAUAAACACAUGAAUGCAUUCAUCGAGGACAUCCUCAGCAGAAUACAGGACCUGUUAGAGCUCGCUCCACCGGAGAACGGCUUCCCGGCGCUGCUGAGCAGUGAUGAUCAGCUGUUCAUGUUUGAGACGGUCGGUGUGCUGAUCGUGAACGGAGAGGGUCCGGCCGAACGCAAGCAGGCUCUGAUGCACAGUCUCCUGACGCCGCUGAUGGAGGCGUUUCGCAUGCUGCUCACAAAACUGCCGCAGGAGGCCAACGAGGAGAGACAGGCGGCUCUGGCUGAUUGUCUGAGUCACGCUGUGGGAUUCGCCAGUCGCACCAGUAAGGUGUUCAGUAACAAGCAGACGGUGAAGCAGUGCGGCUGCUCUGAAGUGUAUCUGGACUGUCUCCAGACCUUCCUGCCGGCGCUCAGCUGUCCCGUCCAGCGAGGACCCCUGCGCAGCGCCGUGCGCUCCUUCCUCCACCGCAUGAUCAUCUGUCUGGAGGAGGAGGUGCUGCCCUUCAUCCCAGCCGCCUCGCAGCACAUGCUGAAGGACUGCGAGCCCAGAGACCUGCAGGAGUUCAUCCCCCUCAUCAGUCAGAUCACCGCCAAGUUCAAGAACCAGGUGUCUCCUUUCCUCCAGGAGGUCUUCAUGCCGCUCGUGAUGGCCAUAUUCGAGGUGUUGUCUCGUCCAGCGGAGGAGAACGAUCAGACGGCUGCGUUAGAGAAGCAGAUGUUGAGAAGAAGCUACUUCAGUUUCAUUCAGACCGUGGCCAGCAGCGGCAUGAACGAGAUCAUGGCCAGUCAGGGAGCGGAGAAUAUCGAGCGUGUGCUGUUCACCAUCAUCCAGGGAGCGGUGGAUUUCCCAGACCCCGUCGCCCAGAAAACCUGCUUCAUUAUCCUGUCCAGACUGGUGGAGCUGUGGGGUGGAAAAGACGGUUUGGUGGGAUUCCCAGAUUUCAUCUACAAGCAUAUCAUCCCAGCAUGCCUCAUGGCCCCUCUGAAACCGACCUUUGACCUUUCAGAUGCGCAGACGGUUCUGACGCUGUCUGAGUGCACGCUGACUCUGCACAUGAUUCAUCUCAAAAGAGGGCAGGAGUGUAUUCAGUUUCUUCAGGAGUAUCUGCCGUCACUGCAGGUCUCACCUGAGAUCACACAGGAACUCUGUCAAGUGCUUCAGCAGCCGGAUGUUAAGGUUCUGAAAAACUACAUGAAGGUGUUCUUCCAGCAGGCCAAACUUUAAAAACUGGAACUGUCAAGCAGAGCCACUUACAGACCACCAUUACGACAGAGCUUAGCAUAGGAGCUACUUUUGCACUUAAAGAAGCGUAACCACACCCAUCCUGUCUGCAGGACACGGACCCCCAGCAGAGUCACGUGGGGAUUGGCUGUCAUGUGACGUGACCACGCCCCCACACCGAGCUUUGCCCAAUCAGAGUUGUGCUCUUCCCCAGACUGGAUGCGACGUCUGCGAUUGGACGAGACGAUAUACUGUAGGUGGGGUUUGUGUGGGUGGGCGGGGCUUCAGUCCUGGACAGAAUUUCAAGGGGAAAAGGUUUCCAUUUGAAAUGCAACAAUUGUUUAGAAUUAUAACUUACAUGUUACAGAAAAUUCUAGAAUGAAUUUAAUGAAUUGUUUAUUUUUGUGUGUGUGUGUGUGUGUGUGCUAGAAAUCUGGAUUUUUCUCAAAUUUCAGCGUAAGAAGGGCCGGUUUAAGAAUAUUUAAUGGCUAAUUUUUCUUUUUUUUUUUUUUAAACAUGCAUAAAUGAAGCAUAUGUUUUAGUUUGAUGUGAUGAGGUUAACAAACUGAAGUGCUCUUGAUGUGGGCUCAACCUGGCAAAAUUUUUUUUUUUUUUUUUUUUUUAAAUGGUUCAUGAACUGCUAAAUCAUCAGAAGUCCCGUCUGAUUCAUCAUGGCAUUCCCAUCAAAGCUGUACUGUAUCAAGCAUGGUUUCCCAACACUAAACGUUUCUCCGCUCCAUCACAGUCUCCGAUUCAUUCGUUCAAUGCCUUUUGAAGCCUGUUUGAAAUAUGCAAUAUAAUGUUACGAACUGUGAAAAUACUACGAGGUGGUUUGAUCCUUGGAUCUGCAGUGGGAAUGUUCUAGUUAAGUUCUUUUGUUUGGAAAUCUACUUUGUGUAAAGUUUAAACUCUCAUUGGAGAGUCAUUCGGUUCGUAUCUCUCUGCUUUGACUUCUCGUUACGGCUGACAUUGUUGAUAAUCUGUGUUGGAUUUUUAGAGACGCCGCACAUGUAUUAACCCUUUCAGCCCUGGAUCCCACUUCAGACCGAAAUGUCCAUUAAAGGUUUAGGCCUAAACGUUUCUUGGGUUUUAACAUCAUAUUGGCUUUAAUCAUGAUAGGAAAAAAAGCUCAACACAAAACAGACUGGAUGAAGCACUUUGCCAUAAGCUGACAUGUACAGUAACUUCUAACAUGAGAAUGACUGUUAAUUAAAGAUUGUUUCUCUGUCAUUACCCAUGAGACUUUGCUUCAGACCUGUUAAGCUCUUGUCCUACUCGUCAGACCCAUUGUGUUUAUGCCAAAAAAAAAAUGAGGAGAGAAAGACAUGAAAGCUAGACUGUGUAAACUUGAUUUAUUUUUGAUAUGCCCUCUCACUCCCUUUUGUGGAUCUUUUGUCAUGACCAAUAAAGUAUUUACUAAUCUCC
Carassius auratus (goldfish) is the source of this 4491-nucleotide messenger RNA. RefSeq names its product exportin-T-like. The record is from RefSeq and is a predicted model, not a curated record. Gene Ontology annotation, molecular function: tRNA binding; small GTPase binding. Gene Ontology annotation, cellular component: nuclear pore; nuclear matrix; cytoplasm. Gene Ontology annotation, biological process: tRNA re-export from nucleus. Bases 154 to 3069 code for a protein of 971 amino acids. Lineage: Eukaryota; Metazoa; Chordata; Actinopteri; Cypriniformes; Cyprinidae. The transcript has 25 exons.